Protopolystoma xenopodis is the source of this 330-nucleotide messenger RNA. Lineage: Eukaryota; Metazoa; Platyhelminthes; Monogenea; Polystomatidea; Polystomatidae. The record is from the annotation of a GenBank genome assembly.
UUGUUUAACUCAAAGACUUGCCAUCUGGUCCUUGGCGCUGGUGCUCGAAUAGUUGCUGACCUGACAACCAUCUCGGCAAGGAACCUGGCCCUGACUUGGCGGAGUUUAGAGCUUGUAAAUCGAUGCAUUCCUUUGUUACAGAAGAAUUUCACCAGAUUCGUCCCUACCAUUGAACCAUUUACUUCAGACAGGAGUCCUCGUGGUUCGGACCCUGGCAUUGACUCAAUAGAACUGAGUCGACAAAGUUCGCUACCUGACCGUGGUCGCCGUCGUAUCCAGCAGAUACCUUCCCUCUUGCCAGUCGCUUGGCUCUAUAGGUCCGAUAAUUAA